Molecule: messenger RNA, 2016 nt
Organism: Centruroides sculpturatus (bark scorpion)
Lineage: Eukaryota; Metazoa; Arthropoda; Arachnida; Scorpiones; Buthidae
Product: GATA zinc finger domain-containing protein 15-like
Exons: 6
Coding region: 1-2016 (671 amino acids)
Source: RefSeq, a predicted model, not a curated record
AUGUUGGAAUGUCAGAAUUCGGAAAAUGACUCUAAGAAAAAGGACAACGAUUCAGAAAACUAUGAAACAAAGGAAAAUUCUGAAAAUCCUUCUCUAUCGGAGGAAGAGAACGACGUUUCGGAGGAGUCGGAUCAAAAGGAGCGAUUAGUUAAAUUAAGUUUAGAUUUAAAUAUUCCAUUACAGAACGACGAAUCAAGCGGUGAGGUUGUUAAUUAUGGAUUUGAAAACGAUGAAAGUGCCACAAACUUUAACGAUGAUUCUAAUUCGAACAAGUACCAAAACGAUACCUCCAAUCAUCAUUACAUCACCGCUCUGUUAGGUAGACCAGUAGGUAAAGUACUGAAUACGUGCGAAACCGAAAUUAUGAUUCCCGAUGAUACACUUAUGAAUUGCAAUAAAGAUAAAUCAAAAAAUAAAAAUUCACACGAUCCGAAAGGAUAUCCCGCGACCGAAAAGAUACCAUUGAAAGAAGUACGUACAACUGUUGUUCCUAUAAUAAGCAAUAAUUGCGAGAAAGCAUUAGAAGCUCAGAAGGAAUAUCUGGAUACCAGUGUUCAAAAUGGUGGAAAGGAAAUCAAUAACGAAAUCAGCCAUUCGGCAGCAAAAUUAAAUCAGCAGAACAAUGGCACGGGAAAAGCAUUCGAAGAAUACUUUAUGCCAGCAAACACUCACAAGAAACUUCUCAGGAAGACUUUGAACAGAAACAAGAUAGAAAAGGAAAAAUGGCGGAUAAAAAUUACUCAAUUUUCUAAUGAUUUUCGAAACGACGAAUCAAGCGGUGAGGUUGUUAAUUAUGGAUUUGAAAACGAUGAAAGUGCCACAAACUUUAACGAUGAUUCUAAUUCGAACAAGUACCAAAACGAUACCUCCAAUCAUCAUUACAUCACCGCUCUGUUAGGUAGACCAGUAGGUAAAGUACUGAAUACGUGCGAAACCGAAAUUAUGAUUCCCGAUGAUACACUUAUGAAUUGCAAUAAAGAUAAAUCAAAAAAUAAAAAUUCACACGAUCCGAAAGGAUAUCCCGCGACCGAAAAGAUACCAUUGAAAGAAGUACGUACAACUGUUGUUCCUAUAAUAAGCAAUAAUUGCGAGAAAGCAUUAGAAGCUCAGAAGGAAUAUCUGGAUACCAGUGUUCAAAAUGGUGGAAAGGAAAUCAAUAACGAAAUCAGCCAUUCGGCAGCAAAAUUAAAUCAGCAGAACAAUGGCACGGGAAAAGCAUUCGAAGAAUACUUUAUGCCAGCAAACACUCACAAGAAACUUCUCAGGAAGACUUUGAACAGAAACAAGAUAGAAAAGGAAAAAUGGCGGAUAAAAAUUACUCAAUUUUCUAAUGAUUUUCGAAAUUCGGAAAAUGACUCUAAGAAAAAGGACAACGAUUCAGAAAACUAUGAAACAAAGGAAAAUUCUGAAAAUCCUUCUCUAUCGGAGGAAGAGAACGACGUUUCGGAGGAGUCGGAUCAAAAGGAGCGAUUAGUUAAAUUAAGUUUAGAUUUAAAUAUUCCAUUACAGAACGACGAAUCAAGCGGUGAGGUUGUUAAUUAUGGAUUUGAAAACGAUGAAAGUGCCACAAACUUUAACGAUGAUUCUAAUUCGAACAAGUACCAAAACGAUACCUCCAAUCAUCAUUACAUCACCGCUCUGUUAGGUAGACCAGUAGGUAAAGUACUGAAUACGUGCGAAACCGAAAUUAUGAUUCCCGAUGAUACACUUAUGAAUUGCAAUAAAGAUAAAUCAAAAAAUAAAAAUUCACACGAUCCGAAAGGAUAUCCCGCGACCGAAAAGAUACCAUUGAAAGAAGUACGUACAACUGUUGUUCCUAUAAUAAGCAAUAAUUGCGAGAAAGCAUUAGAAGCUCAGAAGGAAUAUCUGGAUACCAGUGUUCAAAAUGGUGGAAAGGAAAUCAAUAACGAAAUCAGCCAUUCGGCAGCAAAAUUAAAUCAGCAGAACAAUGGCACGGGAAAAGCAUUCGAAGAAUACUUUAUGCCAGCAAACACUCACAAGAAACUUCUCAGGUGA